AUGGCUGCAUUGCGCCUGCUUACGUUUAACAUUUGGUUCGCGGCGCACGAGAUGAAAUCUCGAAUGGAGGCAAUCGGAAAGAUCAUCGACCAGAAGAGUCCGGAUCUCAUUGCACUUCAGGAGAUGACAGCAGAGCAUUGGCAGGAGUGCUUGCAGAGCGAACCAUUCCGUCGCUACUUCUGGAGCCCAGCACCGCGGCAGCGAUACUUUACGAUGCUGGGAAGCCGGCUGCCGAUUAAACAGGAGCCAGUGAGGCAUCCAUUCAAGGCGAGCCGAAUGCAGCGAGACCUGCUGAUGCUAACUGUGGAGCCACCAGAGCUCCCGCCGCUGACGUUUGCAACAUCACAUUUGGAGUCCCUGGAUGAGCACAAGGCUCGUCGUGUGCAGAUAGACGAGAGCUUGUCGCACUUGGCAGACUACCAGGAUGCCGUGUUCUGUGGCGACACGAACAUCAAUGAAGCCAUCGACGGUAACGUCAAGCUUCCGGGAGAGUGGGAGGAUGCAUGGUUGGUCCUCAAGCCAGAUGAUCCAGGCUACACUUUCGACGUGGAGCGGAACCGCAUGGUGGCAGCCAGCGAUGGCUGGGCUCGAGCUAACAAAGCUCGCCUACGCUUCGAUCGAUUCUGGACGAAGAUGACCAACUAUGCAGCAACAGACAUAGAGCUCCUGGACGAGCCCAUCAAGGAGGAUCUCUGGCCAAGCGACCAUUUCGGACUGCUGCUGACUCUGCAGGAGUGGCGCCGGAAUCGCGGUGACUUGAAAUCGGACAGCUGCACCGCCGCAUAG
Molecule: messenger RNA, 786 nt
Organism: Symbiodinium necroappetens
Lineage: Eukaryota; Dinophyceae; Suessiales; Symbiodiniaceae
Source: the annotation of a GenBank genome assembly